Molecule: messenger RNA, 3170 nt
Organism: Manis pentadactyla (Chinese pangolin)
Lineage: Eukaryota; Metazoa; Chordata; Mammalia; Pholidota; Manidae
Gene: GPAT4
Product: glycerol-3-phosphate acyltransferase 4
Exons: 13
Coding region: 973-2343 (456 amino acids)
Biological process (GO): triglyceride biosynthetic process
Cellular component (GO): endoplasmic reticulum
Molecular function (GO): glycerol-3-phosphate O-acyltransferase activity
Source: RefSeq, a predicted model, not a curated record
CGGGGCCACGUCAAUGCGCCAUAGACAAAGGGCGGGCGCGCGCACGUCCUUACGCACGCCUCGGCCGGCGACGGCGGGCGAGCACGGGCGGGACCGUCAGCGGAGGGGCUUGGAGCCCGGCAGCCUGGCGGCCGCUUUGGCAGCAUGUGAGCAACUUCCUGCCGAGAACGCAGGUCACCGCUGAGAAGGGGGCCUUAGGAGAAGAGUAUCCAGAGGAAGCCAGUGCCAGAGGAAUCACACUCCCCACAGCAGCAUGAGACAGUGCGCACCCACGUGUGUGUCCGACUGGUGAAGACUGUAGCUCUCCUGGUCGGAGGGUCCUGGAGGCAGCAUGCACCAGGAGCCUCUCUAGAGGAAGAAUGGAGCCACGUAUGAACUCUCUACAAUGAACACAAUUUUCAACUUAGGAAGGAAUUUUAAGUAAAACAGUUAUUUAAUUUCCACAUAAUCAGGUUCAAUAGCCUUCUGUGUGAGGUGCCAGCAGUCACCCCCACCACAGGAGUUAGCAGGAUUUUUCUGGCACCAGGUCAGUCUCUUCUUGGUACUUCUGGCAAUGAUAAAUCUUCAGGACAGAUUUAUCUGCUGAAUGCUUUCGGGCAGGAGAAAAAAAACCAAACCUUCUGGAAGCAGCACAUGAGUAGUCAAGCUGAGAUCCCUCUGGCACCGUGCACCUUUCCAGAGCCCAGCCUGGACUCAGAUGCUCACACCAGAGAUCGAUCCUGCCUCGGCCACCUCUAAAGCCCAUCUGUUCCGGGCGAGCUGGCAUUUCUGGCUGCCUCCUCUGGCCCUCUGCACUGCCAUCCGGCUCCCAGGCUUUCUGUUCAGGCAGUCAGAUGUUGUGACUUUUGGAAUGGAGCUUUUUAUCCUUUGGGAACUCGCUUCCUUUCCCAGGCUGGUGCCAUCUGAGGGGACCGUCUGAAGGCCGUUUUGCUCUUGGGGACGAGGGCAUUGGCCUUACCUGGGUUGUCCACGAUGUUCCUGUUGCUGCCUUUUGACAGCCUGAUUGUCAACCUGCUGGGCAUCUCCCUGACUGUGCUCUUCACCCUCCUUCUUGUUUUCAUCAUAGUCCCUGCCAUUUUCGGAGUCUCCUUUGGCAUCCGAAAGCUCUACAUGAAAACUUUGUUAAAAAUCUUUGCGUGGGCUACCUUGAGAAUGGAGAGAGGAGCCAAGGAGAAGAACCACCAACUGUACAAGCCCUACACUAAUGGAAUCAUUGCAAAAGAUCCCACUUCACUGGAAGAAGAGAUCAAAGAAAUCCGUCGUGGCGGUAGUAGUAAGGCUCUGGAUAAAUCCCCGGACUUUGAGCUCUCUGACAUUUUCUACUUCUGCCGCAAAGGAAUGGAGACCAUUAUGGAUGAUGAGGUGACAAAAAGGUUCUCAGCAGAGGAGUUGGAGUCCUGGAACUUGCUGAGCAGAACCAAUUAUAACUUCCAGUAUAUCAGCCUUCGGCUCACUGUCUUGUGGGGCUUAGGAGUGCUGAUCCGCUAUUGCUUCCUUCUGCCGCUCAGGAUAGCUCUUGCUUUCACGGGGAUUAGCCUUCUAGUGGUGGGUACAACUGUGGUGGGAUACCUGCCAAAUGGGAGGUUGAAGGAGUUCCUGAGCAAACAUGUUCACCUGAUGUGUUACCGCAUCUGCGUGCGAGCCCUGACAGCCAUCAUUACCUACCACGACAGGGAAAACAGGCCUAGAAAUGGUGGCAUCUGUGUGGCCAAUCAUACCUCUCCUAUUGACGUCAUCAUUUUGGCCAGUGACGGCUACUAUGCCAUGGUGGGCCAAGUGCACGGGGGCCUAAUGGGUGUGAUUCAGAGAGCCAUGGUGAAGGCCUGUCCCCACGUCUGGUUCGAGCGGUCGGAAGUGAAAGAUCGCCACCUGGUGGCUAAGAGACUGACUGAGCAUGUGCGGGAUAAAAGCAAGCUGCCCAUCCUCAUCUUCCCAGAGGGAACCUGCAUCAAUAAUACAUCAGUGAUGAUGUUCAAAAAGGGAAGUUUUGAGAUUGGAGCCACGGUUUACCCUGUUGCUAUCAAGUAUGAUCCCCAAUUCGGUGAUGCCUUCUGGAACAGCAGCAAAUACGGAAUGGUGACCUACCUGCUGAGGAUGAUGACCAGCUGGGCCAUUGUCUGCAGCGUGUGGUACCUGCCUCCCAUGACCAGAGAGACUGACGAAGAUGCUGUCCAGUUUGCAAAUAGGGUGAAAUCCGCCAUUGCCAGACAGGGGGGGCUCGUGGACCUGCUGUGGGAUGGUGGUCUGAAGAGGGAGAAGGUGAAGGACACAUUCAAGGAGGAGCAGCAGAAGCUCUAUAGCAAGAUGAUCGUCGGCAACCAGGAGGACAGGAGCCGGUCCUGAGCCCGUGUGGUGUGGCUGGAGCCACCCUUUCUGGACCUCAGGGCUUGUGUUCACGCUGCUGUGCAUCCCAGGACCCUAGCCUCCUCAGAGCCACCCCAGGUUCCUGGGCCAGCCAUCAGAAGCGACCGCUGCUGGGCGCUGUGCCCAGGACGAGAUGCCUUCUUGUUUCUUGUAUGACAUGUCCGCUGGAGGAAUACCAUUAAAGUCAGCUCUCCACUUGGGCGGGUGUGGGGCUGAGUGUAGGGAAGGUUGGCUCUACUCCAUGCUCUGACGUUAGGAGGUUAGUCUGUUACGGAUGCCCACCCGCCAGGGCCUUUGCUGGGAAAGCCGCCCGCCCAGCAACAGAGGCACUGCCCAGGCAGUGUGGCUUACUUCCGCCUACACGUCACCCCCCUGCUUGGGACCCUGCAGAGAUGAUGAAAAGAAAACUUGCCUGCAGGGGCUGCCAGCAAAGUGAGGUUUUCUGCACUCACACUCCUGCCCGUGCGGUCACCUGAGGGGCUGGGCAGCAGUGAGGUGGACUCGUUGCCAGUGUGGGACACCAGGGGUCAGUUUGCGCUCAAACUCCAGUGCUGACCCUGGACGCCCAUGUGACUUUGCUCUCUGUUACAUGUGCCUCGGUUUCCCCAUCUGUAACCCGGAUCAGGCGGGGAGGGGCUGUGCCUACCUCACCGGGUUGUUGUGGGGCCUGCGGUGCUGGUCUGAAUGAAGGAUGAGCGUUCCAAGUGCAGGGCCGCCAUGUGGCAGGGUCUGAGCGCACGUCCCAGGCUGCUGCUCAGGCUUUGCGUUUGUUUCUGUGAGUAAAUAAAAGUGUCUUUGAAGGUGAA